UUAAGCUCUUGUGUUGUUCGGUCGCAAUAUUUAGUUGUUCAGCGUGCAUGCCAUGCCUGCCUACGGGGAGUGCUUUUGUUUUCAUUGUUAAUCUGUGAUAAUUUUUUUUUCUGAGCCAUAUUGCAGAACAUAUUGCGAUAAAAUAUUAGUUGAAAGUUGAUUUAUGAUUUUUUUUAGCGUUUCAAAUGACAUUGUAGUAAAAUAACCAAUCAACCCCUAUUAUUGAUUGAUUAUUUGCCGGACCAUCGACCUAUACCAAACGCCCCAGCGCAGUUCUGAUUUCUACAAUAAUGAGUGUUUUAUCAAAAUAUGUUGACCGUAUUGCAGAAAAAUGUGAACAAAAUGGGAUCACGAAACACGCUUUUAGCUACGCCCUCGUGACCAGUGCAAUACUAGCACUUACCAUUAAGGUUUCUAUCCCUUAUGUAAAAAGCGCUCACACAUCUACCGGAGGGACUCAAAAAGGAAAAACCAAAGUCAACAAAGGGGAGCUUACUCCAUCAGGAACAGAUAGCUCAGAUGAAGAUUUAAAGCUUGCGGAGGCAGAAAAGUUGUUGGUUGCUCAGCAGCUAAAAAAAAAAAAUAACAAUAAUUUUAUUGAGCCUGGACUAAACCAUAAGUUUUUGAAGCAACUGAAAAUGCUAGCUAAAAUAAUGAUCCCACAAACCUUGUGCUAUGAAACGGGAUUGCUAAGCAUACACACGUUUUGUCUAAUUUCUCGAACAUUUUUAAGUAUUUAUGUCGCUGCAUUGGAGGGGGCCCUUGUUAAAUUUAUAGUACGAAAAGACAUUAAACAGUUUGCUCUUGUGUUGCUUAAAUGGUUCGGAAUCGCCAUCCCUGCUACAUUUGUUAAUUCUAUGAUACGAUUUCUUGAGAGUAAACUUGCUCUAGCUUUUCGAACUCGACUGGUGCGCCACUCAUAUCGGUUGUAUUUUAAGAACCAAAAUUACUAUAGAGUAUCAAAUUUGGACGGAAGAAUUGAAAACGCGGAUCAUAGACUUACCGAAGAUAUUUCCGUGUUCGCUAGUUCGGUAGCUCAUUUGUAUAGUAGCUUGACUAAACCAUGCUUUGAUCUGAUGCUAAUUGGCUUGGCACUGAUGAGAUCCUCUAGAAAAAUGAAAGCUAAUAUUAUAACGGGGCCGGCUUUGUCAGUCGGUGUUAUUGCCCUAACAGCCCACAUAUUAAGAAUUGUAUCCCCGAAGUUUGGACAGUUGGUAUCAGAAGAGGCGAACAGGUACGGUUACCUUAGACACAUUCACUCCCGCAUAAUAACAAAUGCAGAAGAAAUCGCAUUUUACGGUGGCCAUAAGGUUGAGAUGCAGCAGCUACGGCAAGCAUAUAAUCGCCUUGUAAAUCAAAUGACCAGUAUUUUUAACCAAAAACUUUGGUUUAUAAUGCUUGAACAAUUUUUUAUGAAGUAUGUUUGGUCCGGAACCGGAAUGAUCAUGGUAUCCCUUCCGAUUCUGACUGGCAGUGAUGUAGGCUCUGCAACAAUUCGAGACACAAACAUAACAGAGUCGAGAGUUAGCGAGCGAACUCAAUAUUUAACAACAGCUAGAAAUUUACUUAUUUCUGCAGCAGACGCGAUUGAGCGAUUAAUGUCUUCCUAUAAGGAAAUCGUGUCGCUCGCUGGGUAUACUUAUCGCGUGGCUGGCAUGAUGGAUGUUUUUGAGGAAACCGCUCAGGGAGUCUAUUGCAAGACGAGUGUAAUGGAAAGCGAUCAGUCAAAUGGUGUUAUUGAGUUUCGUAAUGGAAAACCAAUAGCAAAAGGCCGCAUAAUUUAUUCAGAUGAGCCGGGAAAUAUGUCAAUAAACCUACGUGCAGUUCCAGUAGUGACACCCAACUGUGAUAUAGUUGUACCGAAACUUACAUUAUGCAUCGAACCUGGUGUACAUUUGUUAAUAACUGGUCCGAAUGGAUGCGGAAAAUCCAGCUUGUUUAGAAUACUAAGUGGACUUUGGCCCAUAUACGCUGGAGAGUUGCAAAUUCCACGGCCUGUAAAAGAUGUUCCAUGUAUGUUUUACAUUCCACAACGUCCAUAUAUGUCAAUCGGAAGCCUUUGCGACCAAAUAAUAUACCCCGAUACGCGUGAAGAUAUGAAACGCAAAGAAAUAACUGAAAACGAGCUAAGAUGCAUUUUAAAACUGGUCAGCCUCGAACACAUCGCUCAACGUGAUAGUUUCGACGUUGUUCGCGAUUGGAAGGAUAUAUUAUCUGGAGGUGAAAAACAACGUAUGGCCAUAGCUCGCUUGUUUUACCAUAAACCACGUUAUGCGCUUCUAGAUGAAUGCACGAGUGCAGUAUCGAUUGAUGUUGAAAGUUCGAUUUAUGAAAUUGCUAAAGGGAUGGGAAUUACCCUGUUGACAAUAACACACAGGCCUACUUUGUGGAAAUAUCACACACAUAUUUUGGAGUUCGACGGCUUGGGAAGUUGGCAGUUUAGAAAAAUGAAUGCAGAUGAACAACAAAAAGAACAAUUUCUAUCUUAAUUUUUUUUUAGCUAUGAAGAUUUAAAAAAAAUUUUAUAUUUUAUAUAUUAAGCAAAAAAAUAAACUAGCUUCGGCAACCGAAGUUUUUAUACCCUUGCAGAUAAAAUGUAUUUAGCAACAUCGUUCAUACGACAGUUAUAAGUUGUAUAUGUCUGAUUCCUCGAAUUUCAUCGAUUUGUAUGGAUCAUGCUUAUUACAAAGCAACUUAAAUAAUGUUAUACACAAAGGUGGUUUGUAUCAAAAGCAAUGGAAAAGAUGUGAGAUACACUGUUCUUUUUUUAAACCCCUUCACUACAUUAAUUUCGAAUGCUAAGAAACGCUUAAAUGUUUACCUAAAUAAUAUAUAAAAUUUAAAGGACACUCGAACUAAACUAAAUGUUGUGAUAUUUCAAACUCGUUUAGAAUAAAAACUGGGUAUGCAAUUAUGCUUUGCAUAGUAUAUAUGUGUUUUCAGUAUUUUGUAUAAAUCUACACUUUUACACAAUUUACCUUGUGUUUCAUUUUUGUAAUUGAAAAAAACAUCGCUCAAAAAUAAUAAAUUUUGUACAAGCAAUAUUAUGAUCAAAAGUAUUGCGAAUUAUAAAAGUGUCUGCAAGGGUAUACACACAACGAAAUUUAACCUUUUUCCAAUUUACAUAUAAAAAAAAUUAUCGUUUAUAAUAAUAUACUUGUAAAAUAAUUGUUGUUUUGUGGUCACACCUUUGAAAUAGGUUUUGUAUAAAUAAAUAAAUAUCUGUAUGUAUUGAUGAUUUUUCCUAUA
Drosophila gunungcola (fruit fly) is the source of this 3249-nucleotide messenger RNA. It is a transcript of the gene ABCD, whose product is annotated as ATP-binding cassette sub-family D member 1. Gene Ontology annotation, biological process: fatty acid beta-oxidation; very long-chain fatty acid catabolic process; long-chain fatty acid import into peroxisome. Gene Ontology annotation, molecular function: ATP hydrolysis activity; ATP binding; ABC-type transporter activity. The record is from RefSeq and is a predicted model, not a curated record. Lineage: Eukaryota; Metazoa; Arthropoda; Insecta; Diptera; Drosophilidae. The transcript is spliced from 10 exons. Bases 291 to 2489 code for a protein of 732 amino acids. Gene Ontology annotation, cellular component: peroxisomal membrane.